AUGUUUGCAGAAGAUAGUUGCAUUGAAGUUAAUUGGUUAGAGGAUCUACUCAAGGAGCUGAUGGAGGAGAUAUUUGUCUGGAUUUCAAAUGAAGAGGGAAUUUCAUCCACCACUGAAGAAUUCUUUGAGGAACAAAGCUACAAUUGUUUGAUGCAGAUACGCUACAGAUCAAAGAUUGGCCAAGGAUGCUGCUAUACGGGCUAUUUAAAGAUUGAAGAACUCGAUGAAAAAGAAUCUAUUAUUCUUGAAAUUGCUGACAAUUUCAAAGAUGACAUGAAAGAGAGCGAGACACCCAUCAAUCACCAUCAAGUUUCUUCAACUCACCAUGAGGAUUAUUACCACUGGAAGUCUGGCAGUCAAAUUAGAAGAAUGAAGCCGGAAUUGAACUUUUGA
Oldenlandia corymbosa var. corymbosa is the source of this 393-nucleotide messenger RNA. NCBI's taxonomy places the organism in Eukaryota, Viridiplantae, Streptophyta, Magnoliopsida, Gentianales, Rubiaceae. The record is from the annotation of a GenBank genome assembly.